Molecule: messenger RNA, 3745 nt
Organism: Orussus abietinus
Lineage: Eukaryota; Metazoa; Arthropoda; Insecta; Hymenoptera; Orussidae
Gene: SMC6
Product: structural maintenance of chromosomes protein 6
Exons: 20
Coding region: 390-3617 (1075 amino acids)
Biological process (GO): double-strand break repair via homologous recombination
Cellular component (GO): Smc5-Smc6 complex; site of double-strand break; nucleus
Molecular function (GO): single-stranded DNA binding; damaged DNA binding
Source: RefSeq, a predicted model, not a curated record
GGGCUUGAUUUCAUAAUUCAAGUUAACCGAAGUUUAACUGAUUCAUACUUAGUUUAAACCAGUUGUAACUAGUUAAUCUCCGAUUAACUUGACUAGUGAAUACCAGAUCGCAACUUCCCACGUGCAACACUUGGCGCGUAAUUUUGCCGCCUUUUCGAACACAUUACGAACUCGCAACGCCUUCUAAACAAAUAACCGUGUGGCGGGAACACAUCGCUUGUGUAUGACACAAACUUUGAUGGACAAAGGACGAGUGUCAACUUAUAUUAUUGGUUAACCGGGUUACGCGAAUGCUAAGGUAACCUCACUUUCUAACUAGGCUCGUCUAGCCUUUCCCUCUUUUUCGCCGAUUUCAUGAGGACUCUCGAUUUCGAAAGUCCCGUCGAAGGAUGUCGAAUGUCUCGAGGGAUCGGAAUAAAAGGAAGCAACAGCAAUUGGAGGAACAUCACAGCAAGCGAAACAGAAGUGAAGAUGACAGCGAACUCGAUACCACCCAAGAUGAUUCAGCAGGAAAGAUCAUGAGAGUAUUCAUGCGAAACUUUAUGUGUCACGACGCUAUGGAGAUUGUCUUCAAUCCUAAUAUUAAUUUCAUAGUAGGGCGUAAUGGAAGUGGGAAAAGUGCAGUAUUGACGGCAUUAACCGUUGGACUCGGAGCCAGAGCUAGUAUCACUAGUCGAGGCACAUCGAUUAAAGAAUUCAUUAAGAAAGGAAAGAACUCAGCGACUGUAGAAAUAACAUUGUUCAAUACAGGACCGUCUGCGUAUAAGCAAGAAGAGUAUGGAGAUUGUAUUACGGUUGUUCGAACCAUCGGAGCAAGUUCGGUGUACAAAUUGAAGAACUGGAGAGGUGAAGUAAUUUCCACAAGAAGAGACGAGUUGGAUCGAAUCAUAUGCCGCAUGAACAUUCAAGUGGACAAUCCAAUCUCGGUUUUAAAUCAAGAUAUAUCGAGAACUUUCCUGGUAACUGCAGAUCCUCGUGAAAAGUACAGAUUGUUCAUGAAGGCGACGCAGUUGGAUGUCAUUGGUGACAAUUACAAACGAGCUUACGAUUUAAGUGAAAACGCUCAACGACAUCUCAACGAUGCCAAAGAGAGGCUAACAGAGUCGAAGCACCAAGUCGACAACUUGGAGAAGAAUUUGAAAGAACUAGAAAGUGUCGAUGAAUCUAUCAAGGAAUACGACCGACUGCAACAUGAGUUACAGUGGUGUGUGACUGCAGCAGAAGAACGAAAGCUAGAGCAGCUGAAGAAGAACCUCAGGGUCGCUGAAGAAAAAGUGAAAGCUGUGAUCGACAAAAAGCAGCAUCGAGACUCAAGGAUACGAGAGCUGAAUAACAAAAUUCAGGAACUGAAUAAGACAGUGAAAAGUUUGGAGCAUAAACUGACAACAUCUUUGAAAGAAGUCGAUGCUGCGAAGCAACGGCUUACAGAGUCUACAGAUAUUCAUGCAAACAAAACCAGGGAUUGGAAAACAGCACGAACCACCUUGGAUCGACUUCAAGAGGACAUGAAGAAGCUCACCGUUGAGAUUCAGCAGCUGGAAGGGGGUGGAGACCAGCAGGACAAAAGGCAACAAAUAAAACAAACCGUUUCCAAAUACAUGCAACAAUUGGACGAGGUCGAGGCAAUGUUACGAACGAAACAAACCGAUCAAAUGCAUCUGGAGGCGGAUAAAGUGCGACUCCAACAAGACGAACGAUCGACUUUCAACGACAGGGAACAAUGUCACGCCAGAGCUCAGAAAAUUCAGCGAGAACUGAGCAAUUUAAAGCAGGACACCGAUAACACUCUGAUGAUAUAUGGAGGGAACAUGCCGCACUUGGUAAACAGAAUUCAACAAGAAUUCAGGAAAGGUCGAUUCAAAGAAAUGCCUCGAGGUCCUAUAGGGUCUUACGUGAAACUGAAGGACCCCACCUGGGCAGCUGCAGUGGAGGAUUACAUAGGAGCAGGCUCCCUGCGAUCCUUCUGUGUCGACAACCAGAACGAUGCCAAAACAUUAACCAAUAUAAUGAGAGAAGUACUGCGGAACGAGCCCAUGCCUCAUGUCAUUUGCAGCAAGUUCUUUCAUCAGGUGCACAACGUCUCUCGGAAGUCCACCGGAGCACCGGAAUACAGCAACCUGUUGGACGUGAUCGAAGUGUCCGAUCCGAUUGUCGCGAAUUGUCUGAUAGACCAACGCGAACCCGAAUGCACUUUGUUGAUACCCACCAACGAGGAAGCUUGCAAUAUUAUGUCGAAUUUUAAGAAGGUGCCACCAAAUUGCGCGCGCGCUAUCACGAAGAACGCCGACCUUUUCUUUCCCGACCCUAAUUAUCGGUCUUAUGGUGGGAAACCUGGUCUCAGGGCGAAAUAUCUUCAAGCCUCGACCGCUGAGACGAUACGAAUGCUCGAAGAGGAUCUUGUCGCAGCCCAGGAGGAGCUAAAUUCAGCUUUGGAUGCGAACAAGGCUGUUCGUGAAAGGCAACAGCGAAAUGCAAUGGACCUGAAAACUGCAGUCGACCAGGUCACCAAACUGCGUUCGAUGCAGACCAAGUUGAGAUCCAACAUCGAGGCACUCAACGAUGAGUGUGAAUCCAUUCAGCCCCCGGGCUCCCUACAAGUGUUCAAAUCCGAGUUGGAGGAAUUGGAGAAAACUGCCGUUGGCGUUAGAGAGAAAGAAAAACGUCUCUUGGAAAAAGUCGAAGAGGCAAAGAAAACCCUCCGAAUACAGGAAGUCGAUGUCCAGAAACAUGAGAGUGCUGCGCAGGAGAUUCGCAGCAGAAUUGCAUCAAUCGAGGAUGAGAUAAGGGGACUGAACGCGGAGAAGGGUGAAAUCAACACGGAUAUACGAACAGAUCAGGAACUAAAGACUGCGGAAGCAGCUGUCCAGAAAUACAUUGCUGACGUUGAAGUGCAGAACAGGGUUGUGGAAAAAGCGGUAGAUGAUGCGAGCAAACGAUGCGACAGGAUAGAAACUCAAAGAUCGAUGGAAACGAUCAAGGAGGAAGCUGCCCAGCUGAAGAUGUACAUUGAAUACGCGAAGAAAAAUAUUGGAACCAAAGAGCAAUUGAAACGCGACCUCAAAGUGAAGAAAUCGAAGUAUUUGGAGGCUAUGCAAUUUGCCACGAAAGUCGAGAGGACCAACAACAAACACUUGAGGCGAUUGGUCAAUCGAAAGAAGAUGUACCACGAGAUGAAGGAGCUCAUCGGAGAGAAGGUCCAGGAGGCCUUCAAGAACGUUCUUUCUCUUAGACAAUACAAAGGUGGAAUCCAAAUCGACCAUUCCAGUCGAGUACUUCAUUUGGAAGUCAGCGCGGAAAAUGACGCUCCGAGGCCCACAAAUGACGCCAGAUGUCUUUCUGGAGGAGAACGCUCCUACUCCACGGUGGCUUUUAUUCUCGCCCUCUGGGAAUGUACAGGAUUGCCAUUUUACUUCCUCGAUGAGUUCGACGUAUUCAUGGACAAAGUCAAUCGGAAAGUAAUAAUGGACAUUCUCAUGGACCAUGCGAGGUCUCAUCAGCGAAGCCAAUUCACCUUCCUGACGCCCCUCGACACCUCGAGCAUCGUCGGCGACGAGUUAAUCACUAUUCACAAGUUGGCGCCGCCUGAGAGAAGUCGCACCACCGUCGCGGAACAGUGAGAUCGAACUCGACUUCAUCUAGGAGCCCUGAAAGAGUGUUGACUAGUGUUAAGACCGAAAAUAAUACAUAUUAUAAAUACACAGAUACAUAUUUUCUGCGAUUAUAAAGACUUGUUACGUACUGUUGA